ACCAAAAGCCACCAACAUGACAACCCUAGUUUCCUUGCUUCUCUUCCUCAUUCUUUCCUCGUCUACCGUCACCAGAGCUCAAGAAAGAGCCCCCACGGGCUUGCAUACGAGAGUCCAAUGGCUAUCUCUCCUGAAGCCUAUGACUUCUUCCAUCCCGACACACAACCACAGCGGGGUAAUGCCCCUUGUUUUUCACCAGAAUGCUCGACAUUGCCUGAAGCAGCAACCGUGCUGUCAACUCCAGCACACGAAAGCACAGCACCACCAGAUGCAAGUAAAAAGCGUCUGGGAGCCGGUAGUAUUGCUAGCAUCCCUAUUGGCUUGGUGUUUGCUCUGCUUGCGGGAGUUGGUGUUUACUAUGUUGUGAUGACCCGUCAGACCAAUGCAGCCCGAGCCAAAGCUGCACAGCAGCUUCAACCUGCCGUUUAACAUGUUCUUCUCUCUAUUUACAAUAGGCUGAAUCAAAUUCGGGACACGGUCAAUGCCUUUACAGAAUUCCGGCUUGAGUUUGUAAUUUUCGUUCUUACGCAUGUGAUCUGGCUCAUGAGCCAUAGCUAUCGUUUCUACUCUAGAUUCAAGCCAUGUAUCUUUGUGCAGAUGAUAUGCUUUUACAAGUGACACCUAUUAUUUCUGCAGUAGAGAUAAGUGAUAUAUUGUAAUCCAGAUGAUAUACUUGACGAGUAGUAGCAGAUAUUUCUAUAUUGAAGUAUGGAUUGUUAUAUAGAUGCGGUUCUCACAUCAA
Coffea arabica (coffee) is the source of this 742-nucleotide messenger RNA. RefSeq lists its product as uncharacterized. Lineage: Eukaryota; Viridiplantae; Streptophyta; Magnoliopsida; Gentianales; Rubiaceae. The record is from RefSeq and is a predicted model, not a curated record.